Molecule: messenger RNA, 1368 nt
Organism: Phlebotomus papatasi
Lineage: Eukaryota; Metazoa; Arthropoda; Insecta; Diptera; Psychodidae
Product: glutamate receptor 2-like
Exons: 3
Coding region: 1-1368 (455 amino acids)
Cellular component (GO): membrane
Molecular function (GO): ligand-gated monoatomic ion channel activity
Source: RefSeq, a predicted model, not a curated record
AUGGAGGUAAUUUACGAGGAUUAUGGCAACUGGAGUUCUCAUGGUGGUAUUAUAGAUGCCCGUCCAACGAGAAUAACCACCAGAAGACGAAUGAAUCUCCAUGGAAAAGCUUUAAGAGCGUCCCUAGUGGUUACGGAUAAAAAUUCUGUCAAUCACUUAACGGAUUAUGGGGAUCGUCACAUUGAUUCAAUUACUAAAGUGAACUACGUGUUGACCAAUCAUAUAAUGGAUGUCAUGAAUGCCUCAAAAAGAUUUACUUAUACAUCCAGCUGGGGCAUCAAGAACAGAACAAGCAGCAAAUGGGAUGGAAUGGUGGGUGAAUUAUUAGAUGAGAAAGUGGAUUUUGGAGGAACACCAUUGUUUAUGACCACAGAUCGAGUGCCACUCAUAGAGUAUGUCUCCAUGACAGUACCCACUUAUGGUGCCUUCAUAUUUCGGUCACCCCCACUCUCCUACGUAACCAACAUAUUCUAUCUACCUUUCCGGGACACCGUGUGGUUGGCAUCUUUUGCCCUUGUGGCUCUUGCCACCUUUAUAUUUUUCUUUAGUUGGCGCAUCAACAUUCACUGCCGUAAAAAUGUCCGUCCCAAUGAAAUACCCAGAUUCAGCGACAUCAUCAUGAAUGCAGCUGGUGCUGUAACUCAGCAGGGUGCUCACAUGGAGUCUAAGAUUGCGUCUGGAAGAGUUUCCUCUUUCUUCCUUUUUCUCUCCAUGUUUUUCUUGUACACUGCCUACACGGCAAAUAUCGUAGCACUUCUACAAUCCACAACCACCAGCAUCUCAACGCUCAAGGAUCUCCUGGACUCCAGCUUAGAAUUUGGGGUUGAAGACAUCGUCUACAAUCGGUAUUAUUUCAAAAUGAUGACAGAACCUUUAAGGAAAACCAUCUAUGACACCAAAAUCGCACCACCUGGAAAGAAAGACAAAUUCAUGAAUAAAACAGAAGGUAUUGCUAAGAUGAGGAAGGGUCUGUUUGCCUUCCACACAGAAGCACGUGCUGGAUAUAAAAUGAUUGAGGAGACAUUCUAUGAGCAUGAGAAAUGUGGCCUCAAUGAGAUUGAAUAUCUACAAGUUACUUAUCCAUGGUAUGCAAUAAGGAAAUUUUCACCAUACAGGGAUAUCGUCAAAGUACAACUUUUCAAGUUGAGAGAGCACGGCAUUCAAUCACGAGAAGUUGACAAAAUCUACACAAGGAAGCCCGAAUGCUCAUCCCAAGGGAAGAACUUCGAGAGUGUACGUCUUAUAGACUGUCACGUUAUAUUGCUUAUCAUAGCUAGUGGAUAUGGACUUGCAUUGAUCAUUUUCAUAUUUGAGAUGUUGGUGAAAUUUUGUGAUUCAAGAGUAACAAAAGCCAUUUGUAUGUUGUAA